UCAACAUGUGCAAUUAUAUCCAGAUCCAAUAUCAUUGCGGCCACUUCCGGUUUCCCGUGCUGAAAUGGUGCCACGUCUACGAACGCACGCAUAAGAGGUGCCCGCCUAACGUCACUUGUGCGGAGUGGAGGUCGACUCGACUAACAAAAACAGCCGAUUGUCGGCCGGUCCCGAAAACAGCUUGGGAGUCGAUGAUCAACAGGUCGCACCAAAGCCCAUAUGUGUAAACCAGGUAGUGGAGGUAGUCUCAAUGUGACUCUCAGCGAGCGACAUGUUCCUCUUUCCCAGCAUGUGACGAGCAAUGGGCAGGACUACAUAGUUCAAGUAUUAGAUGCGAUACAUCCCAAAAUCCUAGCGCUCCAUGCGAACCUGUCGCGAUAGACAUGGUCAAAGGUCGGUAUAGCUGUGGCCUGCUUUGGUGAGCGAGCACGCCACGCGCAUGUGGAAGCC
This is a messenger RNA of Microdochium trichocladiopsis, 450 nucleotides long. RefSeq lists its product as uncharacterized. Lineage: Eukaryota; Fungi; Ascomycota; Sordariomycetes; Xylariales; Microdochiaceae. Bases 6 to 227 code for a protein of 73 amino acids. The transcript is spliced from 4 exons. The record is from RefSeq and is a predicted model, not a curated record.